CAACUCCGACACAGUGCUUAAAUAGAACCCCAAGCAUCUCCGCAGGGACUGACAGAUGCAGCCGAGACUGCGCUGCCAUCGCAGGAUGGAGGGAAAAGCUGGAUGGAGAGAACGACAAGAAAACAAAAGGAAGAGUGCAACCCCACUCUCUGGGGAGGAAAGGGUUAACCCCAUUACGACAAACCAAUCAGAGCAGGGAGCAACACUGCAAAACCGCCGCAGUGAGUGAGAGAGGGAGACUAAGAUAGAGAAGGAACGGACGAGAGAGAGAGAGAUGGGGACAAGCGAAGAUGAGGAGGCGCAACAGAGGGGUGCAACGGCAACACUUCAACGCAUCACAGACUGAAGAGAGCAUGUGGGAUCAAGACAGAGGAAAAGCAGCAAGACAGUGAAGGAAACAGUUAGCAGGACAGUAGAUCAAAGUCAGAGGACAUCUGUUUCACUCCGCUGGCACUGCUGACAGUUUGCAUGGACAGCAUUUGAUUCACGCUCCUCAGGGGGGAAGCAGGUUUACGACGCACUGACAUGCAACGGCUGCAAAAGUGUGUGCAGAAGAUGCACUUGUGGAUCUAAGAUGAUGCUUUGGUGAAGCUGUAGCAACUCUACGUUGUAUGACAGAUGAGAACUCCGGGAGCGCAAAGGAUAAUGCACGUCCCUCCCGCAACGGAGGAAGAAAGCAUCAUGAGUAACGUUACAGUCCUCGACAUCACCGAGUCCGUGAGUCCCGCCAUGACGGCGGCCGGCCCUUACCCUUACCCACUCAGCUUCCAGGUGUCCCUGACCGGAUUCCUCAUGCUGGAGAUUGUCCUGGGAUUGAGCAGCAACCUGACCGUACUGGCCCUCUACUGCAUGAAGUCCAACCUGGUCAAUUCCGUGAGCAACAUCGUCACCAUGAACCUCCACGUGCUGGAUGUGUUGGUGUGUGUUUGCUGCAUCCCUCUGACGAUUGUCGUGUUGAUGCUAUCGCUGCAAGGUGACACGGUGCUCGUCUGCUGCUUCCACGAGGCCUGCGUGUCCUUCGCAAGCGUGGCUACGGCGGCAAACGUGCUAGCCAUCACUUUGGACCGAUACGACAUCUCCGUUAAACCGGCCAAUCGUGUGCUGACUAUGGGACGAGCGGUGGCUCUGUUGGGUUGCAUUUGGGUGCUGUCCUUCUUCAGCUUCUUGGUGCCAUUUAUCGAGGUGGGAUUCUUCGGACUGGAGCCCACAAAAGCCAAUCAGACCGCCGUUGUGCAUGUCAACGAAUAUUACACCGAACUUGGUCUGUACUACCACCUAGUGGCCCAAAUCCCAAUUUUCUGUUUGACUGCCGUCAUCAUGUUAGUCACGUACACCAAGAUCCUGCAGGCGCUCAACAUCCGCAUUGGUACACGCUUCCACGCCACGCAGAAGAAGAAGAAGAUGAGGAGAAAAAAGAACUUCUCCCUUAUGUCAACAUCUGAGCAACAGCUGCCCGAGAUCACGGACGCCUCGCAGAGCAGCAACCGCGGAAACGCUCCGCUCGGCAUGCGCACGUCCGUCUCGGUGAUCAUCGCCCUGCGAAGGGCCGUCAAACGCCACCGGGAGCGGCGUGAGCGCCAAAAGCGCGUUUUCCGCAUGUCGUUGCUCAUCAUCUCCACGUUCCUCCUCUGCUGGACACCCAUCACCGUUUUAAACACUGUGAUCCUCAGCGCAGGCCCCAGCGACCUCACUGUCAAGCUUCGACUGGGUUUUCUGGUCAUGGCCUACGGCACCACGGUCUUCCAUCCUCUCUUGUACGCCUUCACGAGGCAGAAGUUCCAGAAAGUCUUGAAAAGUAAAAUGAAGAAACGGGUGGUUUCCAUCAUCGAGGCGGAUCCGCUGCCGAACAAUGCGGUGAUUCGAAACUCCUGGAUCGAUCCCAAACGGAAUAAGAAAGUGACGUUUAACGAUCACGAAGCCAGGCAGAAAUGUCUAUCAUCCGAAGAUGCAGAUUAAAACCACUUCACGACCU
Molecule: messenger RNA, 1972 nt
Organism: Onychostoma macrolepis
Lineage: Eukaryota; Metazoa; Chordata; Actinopteri; Cypriniformes; Cyprinidae
Gene: gpr22b
Product: G protein-coupled receptor 22b
Biological process (GO): G protein-coupled receptor signaling pathway
Cellular component (GO): membrane
Molecular function (GO): G protein-coupled receptor activity; peptide binding
Source: RefSeq, a predicted model, not a curated record